AUGACUAGGAAGAAGGUCAAACUAGCAUGGAUAACGAAUGAUAGUGCUAGGAAAACCAACUUUAGAAUAAGGAAGGAAGGCUUGUUAAAAAAAUUGAGUGAGUUGGGCAUCUUUUGUGACGUGAGUGGCUUUGCCAUUAUUUAUGGCCCAGACGACAAGGAGCCAGUUGUGUGGCCUUCAAACCCAAUUGCGGAAGAAUUGCUCGCAAGGUGUCAGAGGAUACCAGAAGUAGAUCGGUGCAUGAAGAUGAUGAACCAAGAGACAUACCUUAAGGAUAGAUUAGCUAAAUUGAAAGAACAACUAACAAAACUCAUAGAAAGGACAAAGAGAUAG
Prunus armeniaca (apricot) is the source of this 333-nucleotide messenger RNA. The record is from the annotation of a GenBank genome assembly. NCBI's taxonomy places the organism in Eukaryota, Viridiplantae, Streptophyta, Magnoliopsida, Rosales, Rosaceae.